This is a messenger RNA of Schistosoma margrebowiei, 207 nucleotides long. The record is from the annotation of a GenBank genome assembly. NCBI's taxonomy places the organism in Eukaryota, Metazoa, Platyhelminthes, Trematoda, Strigeidida, Schistosomatidae.
AUGUUUUCGUUUAACGAUAGCUCGAAAUCAUCCACUUACAGACCAAACGGUUCCAUUUUUAAUGUCCAUUAUUUAGACAGUGAUUACUCUGGAUUUUGGAGUGUGGACACUAUACGAAUAAACUCGUUGGAGAUUCGGAAUCAAGCGUUUGCUGAAGUGAGGAGUAUAUUUAAUCUCGAUUACUUAUCUGCUAAAUAUGAUGAAUAA